CGGCUUUACCGUUUCGUGGCAAAAAGCAGAAGGAGAAAAAUAUCGUCUUCGUUGCGCGCCGGACGGAGCAUCGUUCAGUAACAAUCUGUUCGUGAUCGUGAAUAGCAGCAGUAGGCUAAGGAACUAGAACACAAUAUGCGUGCAGCAACGUCGCUGGGUUUGGCAGUGCUUGUCGCCGGAAUUGCCCUGGUGGCAUCCAAGGUGGAAGUCAAAACCGAGGAAGAGGUGUUAGUACUUACGAAAGAUAACUUCCAGUCGGUGAUCGACGAGAACGAAUAUGUUCUGGUAGAAUUCUAUGCUCCUUGGUGUGGACACUGUAAGGCACUCGCUCCCGAGUAUGCCAAGGCUGCUAAAGCUCUGGUAGAGAAGGACUCCAAAAUCAAACUUGCUAAGGUGGAUGCCACCGAAGAGCAGGAAUUGGCCGAAAAAUUCGCAGUUCGGGGAUACCCGACGUUGAAGUUCUUCCGCAGUGGUACACCAAUUGAGUACAAUGGUGGUCGCGAAAAGGAUACAAUUAUUUCGUGGCUGGAGAAAAAAACCGGCCCAGCUGCCAAGGAGUUAGAAGCCGUUACGGACGCUGAAGAAUUCCUAAAAGAGUUCCCCGUAGUCGUGGUUGGUUUCUUCAAGGAUCGUGAAUCUGCCGAAGCUAAAGCUUUCCUAGCCACUGCAAAUGCUGUCGAUGACUACCCAUUCGCUAUCACAUCCAGCGACGACGUAUACAGUAAAUACGAAGCCAAGUGCGGUUCAAUUGUACUGUUCAAGCACUUCGAUGAAGGAAAGGCCGUAUUUGAAGGUGAAGUAAACGAGGAGGCUUUGAAAAAAUUCAUCUCCGCAGAAUCACUUCCGCUGAUUGUCGACUUUAGUCACGAAACUGCCCAAAAAAUCUUCGGCGGUGACAUCAAGAACCAUUUGCUAUUCUUCGUUUCGAAAGAGGCUGGCCAUUUGGAGAAGUAUAUUAACGAUGCAGCUAAAGCUGUUGCCAAAAAAUUCCGAGACAGAAUUUUGUUCGUCACCAUCGAUGCUGACCAGGAAGAUCAUCAGCGCAUCUUGGAGUUCUUCGGAAUGAAGAAGGAUGAAGUACCGUCGAUGCGUAUCAUCCACUUGGAACAAGAAAUGGCUAAAUACAAGCCAGAAACCAAUGACCUGUCCCCCGAAAAGGUGGAGGAAUUCGUACAAAACUUCUUUGAUGGCAAGGUGAAGCAGCAUCUCUUGACGCAGGAUCUGCCAGAAGAUUGGGACAAAAAUCCAGUUAAAGUGCUGGUUUCCACCAAAUUUGAUGAAGUUGCUCUGGAUCCCACAAAGGAUGUACUGGUUGAGUUCUACGCUCCGUGGUGCGGACACUGCAAACAGCUUGUGCCUAUCUAUGACAAACUUGGCGAAAAAUACGCCGAUUCAGAAACGGUCGUCAUCGCCAAAAUCGAUGCUACCGCCAACGAGCUGGAGCACACCAAAAUCAAUUCGUUCCCAACCAUCUAUCUGUACCGAAAGGGAGACAACAAGAAGGUUGAGUUCAAGGGAGAGCGCACUCUGGAGGGACUUUCUGAUUUCCUAGAUGGCAAGGAUGCUGGGGAAAACGAGGUGAACGAAGACACUGAAGAAGAGGAGAAACCCACAAAGGAUGAACUGUAAAGUGGUGCAGAAAAAAGGAGCAAAAAAGACCGAUAAAAAAGAUCGUCAACUAAUUUGGACAGCACAGCCGUUUGCUCUGCAAAACACAACAAACAAACAAGCAGAACAGCCGCAAAAUUCACUCAUUCAGAUAACCAAUCUAGCGGAAUCGUUAGAAACCCCUAACAAAAUGAAUUGUAAAAUAGUCACAAUUUUGUUCAAUACCUCCCUUUUGCUUGCCCCUUGCUGAUAAACACGUAGAGGCGAGAGACCGUAGAAAUUCCAAUUUGCAAGAGACUGUUUUAUAGUAAUUUGUGCUGUCUGGGAAAUACCAGCGAAAACCCACGAGGGGUAUGAAUUGAAAUUAUCAUAGGCAUGUUCUUUUUCCAUCAACAACAAACAACAACUUAAAAAGAACAAAGAAUGGUUCUAAAAUGAUGAGGUUAGGCUAAACAGAGAUGCAUUUUUAAAUGUUAUAUUAACAUUAAAGAAUAAAACAAGUGAAAAACAGAAACGCAUUACUUGUUUGGUUCUAAAGGCUUCCAGAGAUUAAAUCAUUCAACAGAGAAUGUCAUCGGUUUUAACCGGCCGGUUUUGGGUUGUAGUCGCUGAUUAUCGUUUGCAUGCAACUAACGGGCAAAUUUCAGUUUUAGCACAAAAAAUAGGAAGGUUUUAUAAUUUUGUGAGUGUGAUUUUUUCAGAUGUUAACAGGAAGUCUAUGGAUUUGAAAAGAAGAAUAAUAAAAAGAGUUAACUAAUGUAA
This is a messenger RNA of Sabethes cyaneus, 2370 nucleotides long. It is a transcript of the gene Pdi, whose product is annotated as protein disulfide-isomerase. The record is from RefSeq and is a predicted model, not a curated record. Gene Ontology annotation, biological process: protein folding; response to endoplasmic reticulum stress. The transcript has 4 exons. The coding region runs from base 136 to 1629 and encodes 497 amino acids. Gene Ontology annotation, molecular function: protein disulfide isomerase activity. Gene Ontology annotation, cellular component: endoplasmic reticulum. Lineage: Eukaryota; Metazoa; Arthropoda; Insecta; Diptera; Culicidae.